AAUCGCACGAUGCAAGCUCUGAUCUGUUAUAUUCAAUCAUCAUCUUCAUAUCCCCCAUUUCGCAACCUCGACUAUUUCCAAACCGGCGCUCCGAGACUAACCCGGAACGCAUCCUCAACGUAUGGCAAGCCGCCGCGCUAGCUCCUGGGUCUAAAAUGGACCGACUUGCCUACUCCGCGGCCAUCGCAAACCUCCGCCACUCCAAUCACUUUGGGGCAAUCCGUGAGCUCCUUGAAGAAUAUAAGUCCCGACCCGAUUUGAGAUCCGAAAAGUACAUUUCCCACUUUAUCCUUCUCUAUGGGCAGGGCGGACCCAGGAAAGUAUCUUGGGUAAAAUAUUUUUUGGGGUUCAAAAUAUUUUUUGGGAGGGAGAAAAUUAUUUUUCAUAUAUAUACACUAAAAAAAAUUCUUGUUAAUGGGCGAGCCGGCAUGCUCGAUGACGCCAUGAAGACCUUUGAGAAAAUGGAGGACAUGGGGAUCAAACGAUCUGCGAAAUCACUCAACUCUCUCCUGUUUGCAUGCCUUCAAACUAGGAAUUUCGAAGAAAUGAAGAGAGUUUUUGUUGAAUUCCCUAAAAAAUACAGGAUUGCCCCCAACCUAGAUACUUAUGAUACAAUGAUAAAGGUGUUUAGCGAGUCGGGUUGUACCAGACUACCAGCUCCGUUUAUCCAAUAUUGAAUGAGAUGAUUGAGAAUAAAGUCUGGCCAAAAGACACAACUUUUCGACACUGUCUUGUAGGUUUUCUCAAGGAGGAGAAGGUUGAAGAUAUUGGGAAAGUUUUGGAUAUGAUGAGAUGACGUUCUGCUUCACCGGGCAUUGUUGGUUUAAAUAGCUCAAUGUUUGAAUUUUUUUGUAAGCUCAAGAUGUCAAAGGAGGCAAUGGCAUUGCUUGAUAAGAUUUUGUCCACGGAUUUGAAGCCGAAUGCUUAUGCCCAUUUGAUCCAUCCAUGUGUUAUGUAAGGAAGGUGAUAUGGAAGGGGCGAAGAGUGUUUGAAAAGAUAAUUAACAGUUAUAUCAAUUCAAAGAAUUGGCUCCUUUUCUUUAUAUCCGAUGGUGGAGAGAUGAGAAGUGCACAGCUAAAAUUACUAAUGAGUGUAUGGAAAAGGUCUGGGUUCCUAAUUUCUUGACUAUGAAAAUGCUCGUGGAUGGGCUUGCAAGUAUUUCAAAGGUUAGGGAGGAACAAUGAAGAAGAGGUUUCCUAGAAAUGCCUACAAGUGGACUGAGAUUGGAGGACUACCUAAGAAGGACUAUGAUGAGAUUUUGCCAUGGGAAUUGAAGCCGAAUUCUUUUUCUUAUGCGGAUGUAUUUGCGGCAUUGAGGUAACGACGAUGCUGAUGCUGAUUUAAUCCAUCGGUUUUGUAAGGAACAUGAUAUGGAAGAGGCGAAGAGUAUGUUUGAAAAGAUGUUUAACAGUUAUAACAAGGAAACCAUUUCAUAGUUGAAGCAGUAGUUUCCUAGAAAUGCUGACAAGUGGACUGAGAUAGAACGGGUUGUAAACGAAUCAAAUAAUUCGAAAAAUUCAAAUACAAAUACAAAUAAG
Molecule: messenger RNA, 1538 nt
Organism: Cuscuta europaea
Lineage: Eukaryota; Viridiplantae; Streptophyta; Magnoliopsida; Solanales; Convolvulaceae
Source: the annotation of a GenBank genome assembly